Desarmillaria tabescens is the source of this 2093-nucleotide messenger RNA. Its product is annotated as WD40-repeat-containing domain protein. NCBI's taxonomy places the organism in Eukaryota, Fungi, Basidiomycota, Agaricomycetes, Agaricales, Physalacriaceae. Gene Ontology annotation, cellular component: small-subunit processome. The transcript has 6 exons. The record is from RefSeq and is a predicted model, not a curated record. The coding region runs from base 51 to 1772 and encodes 573 amino acids. Gene Ontology annotation, molecular function: protein binding; U3 snoRNA binding.
CUAAUUUGUACACCAGAUUUUUUUUGCACUCCAGGUCCAACGUCCAUCUCAUGCCUGAUUCUUUCUUUACAUCCUCCAAACCUCGGAAAAGGAAGCGCACAAACGAUGCGGGGCCCAGUAGUUCCAAAAAAGUCCCGCGUAAGGGCGCGCAACAGAACGGUGUCAGAUUCCAAGGUCCCAAGUCCAAUGGUGCCCAGAAGAAGAGGAAGACAGCCGACGAGGAGCUGGAUUCUGACCAUCCUGACGACGACGCGGGAGACAUAGAUGAUAUAGACCUCAGGGCGCCGAGUGAUGACGAUGAAGUCAGUGGGGAGGAGGAUCCAGACGAAACACCAGCCGAGAAACGAUUGAGACUGGCUCAGUUGUAUAUUGACGGUGUCAAGGAAGGGCUGAAAUUAGCCGACGGUGAAUUCGACGCGGCUGAGAUUGACCGAGAACUCAUUACUGCCAGGCUGAAGCAGGACGUACUAGAGCAUUCAGGAAAAAUACAUCUCUUCAUCGCAGACUCCUUUGACUUUUCUGAACCUCCCAAGACUAUAUUUCGCACCAAAACAUCCAAGUCUUCCGUUACAUGUGCCGUGGCUGCAGAAUCCGGGCAAUAUCUCUUCACGUCAGAAAAGGAUGGCACCAUCACAAAAUGGGAUCUAACGUCCAGAAAGAAGGCGGCAAUAUUCCACUCAAUACGAACUCAGGCGAAAGGGAAAGGGAAAGCGCAGGCAUCUGGUGAGGAGGUCAAGGGUCACACUGACGAGGUUUUGGCGUUGGCUCUAAGCGAUGAUGGAAAAUACCUUGCAAGUGGAGGCAAGGAUCGUAGACUCGGAGUGUGGGACGCGGAGAAUGCACAGUGGAUAAGAGGGUUCAUUGAGCCAAUGUGUCACAAAGAUACAAUAUCAGCGUUAUCCUUCCGUAAAGGCACGCAUCAACUAUACUCAGGCUCAUUAGACCGAUCACUCAAAGUAUUCGAUUUAUCUCCUGGAGUUAUGGGCUACGUCGAGACGCUUUUCGGCCAUCAGGAUCAUGUCGUUGCUCUUGACUCCCUGCGAGGUGAGACGUGCGUAAGUGUGGGCGCACGAGACAAGACAGCGCGGUAUUGGAAAAUAGUAGAAGAGACGCAGCUCGUGUUUCGAGGCGGAGGACGUAGCCGUGUGCGAGACGUUUUGGAAGGGGGUCUUGCUGAUCAGGAAGACGGCGAGCCUGAGCCUAAACGAGACGUUACGAUGAAGUUCGUUGAGGGGCGCCUCGAAUGUGUCGCGAUGAUUGACGAAUCCAUGUUCGUCAGUGGUGGGGACAGUGGAUCCAUAUGUCUAUGGAUGACACAGAAAAAGAAGCCAGUGUUCACUCAGCCUUUGAGCCAUGGCUUCAACGAAGUUUCUUCGGAAACCGAGGGCAUUAUAAAGACACCUCGGUGGGUAACAGCCCUAGCCAGUCUCCGAUAUUCUGAUUUGUUCGCAUCUGGCUCAUGGGAGGGCGAUAUAAGACUGUGGAAGCUCGAUUCUAAAUUGAAGUCCUUUUCCCUAGUAGGCACAAUACCGGCGCUUGGCGUGGUCAAUUCCCUGCAGUUUGUGUCUCCCCCAAAAAGCUUCUUCGAUGGAGCGGAAUGGACGAAGGAAGGACAACUUGGCACUGACGGCGCGUCAAAGCGGAGGGAUGCGGGUCGGUAUUUGCUAAUCGCUGGCAUGGGUCGGGAACACAAGUUCGGACGUUGGCAGAAUGUUAAAGAGGGCUGGAAUCGCGCUUUGGUUGUCGCACUUUCGCCUCGGACAUCAUCAUAACGUUUUUGGAUUCCUACGAAACUUGUUCUAUGUGCUAGUAGGUAGACAACUACACCCGGCGAUCUUACACGUUUCUAUCCAUGCUACCAUUUACCUCACCACUCAUAAAUCCAUCAUGAAAGUAUACAAGAAGGUAACAACUCUAAAAGAAGGUGACAAACCAUAUCCUUGAUGGACGUUGGCGGAAUAUAUCUCAAAGUCUUGCUUGAGCCGUAGUUUUCGACGACGUCAAAGCUGCCCAAAUCUUCUCUGCCAAACCAGUAGGGUUCAUCUGAACAACCUAAGAAAGCGUGAGACUUUGAUGAAGUCCAAAAAUAGACA